Molecule: messenger RNA, 3335 nt
Organism: Xyrichtys novacula (pearly razorfish)
Lineage: Eukaryota; Metazoa; Chordata; Actinopteri; Labriformes; Labridae
Source: the annotation of a GenBank genome assembly
AUGGCUCUCCUGAGAAAAAGUAAGUGGAGUUAAAGUCAAAUACAAAUGUGAUGACUGACCUUUGCCCUCAUUACAGGAUGUUAAAUUACACCACAGACAGAAGAAGAAGAGGCGUUCAGAUCUGUCUCUCACUCUGAGCACAAACACAAUCAGCUUUUGGUCUAACACUCAUUCAGACUUUAAGUUUCAGGUUAGAAAAGUGAAGUUUAGCUGGAGCGUUAAAAGGAGCUCCAUAUGUCUCUGCUGGAAAGAGUGCAUUCUCCAUGCAUGUGCACUCUAAGUGUGGGGAGGGGAGUGAUGAGAAAGCCAGAUGAUGCGCUGUAAGAAGUGUGUGAACAACAGUGUGGAGUAAAGGCAGAAAGCUCAGUAAACAGUUUACAAAGGAGUCCUCAUGAGUCAAACAGGUCAGAAAACAAAUAUCUCAAAUCUGCUGUUUUUCAAAUCAAAGUGGAGUUAAGAAACUCAAACAAGCCAACAAACCAGAAAAAAGACACCAAAAUCUGAGUUUUGAAUAUUUCGAUCAAACAGAAAGGACUUUUUUUUUAAGGAGGUUAAUAAGGAUUUUAUGUGCAUAUGCAGGAAAACUUUGGUGUAAACUGCAGCUGGGGUGUUACUCUGUCCUAAAUUAGUUACGGCACCUGAGAGAGCGGCCAGAAGUGCUUCAGGUGUCCUGUAACAGAUAGCAGAUGAGUCUUUGAUCCUUGUUUUUGAACGUUUGUGCCUGAAACACAGCUGGUGGAGAGAACCUGAGAGGCCAAAUAUGACGUGCAUUCAACAUUGUUCAUCAUUUACCAUUAUCAUCUGCCUUUAAAAUGACUUUUCUCAGAGGGAUGUAAAUAAAACACCAGAAGUGUCCUUUAAAUAAUUAGAAAAAAUAAAUGUGCUUCAGUAAGAAGAUUGUAGAGCUGCAGCGAGGAAGAAAAACAAGAGAUUUGGAUAAUUAAGAUAUAAAUUUAUGAGACAGAAUUUACAUGAAGUCUAUGGUUACCAUCAAUGUUACUGAGAAGAGAAUUAGGAAAUUAAGGUUUUAAGUUGUAGUGUCUGCUCCUCUAAUAUUUUCAUUUCCAGCUCUUUUCUUGUAAAUGUAAAACUUUUAAUUCACAAGUUUAUCUUCAUAAAUUAAAAGGCUUUUUUUUCCUCAAACAGCUUUCCUAAAUAAGAAACUUAACCUCUGAAGUUAUAGGGCUUAUUUUAGGAUGUUUUUUUGUUAAAUGUUUUAUGUUUAUUCUGUGAUAACCCACAAGAUCCAGCAGGAGAACUUUUCAAAAACACAACAAAAAGGAAAAAAAAAACCUUAUAAGGUUUAUGUCGGUCCACAUCUCAUCGUGAGAAAACAGUCUGAUUAGAUUUAAACUCCCUCUCAUGUGUGUUCAAACCCUGACGGCCCACUUCUCCCUCUGUGUUUCAGUAAACCGGGUCCUCCUGGUGCUGCUGGUCCUGAUGGUGUGUUUGCUCCUGCACAGCACUUUCCUCAGAGCCUCCACCAGACCCAAACUCUCAGGUACACGGGUGCACACGUUUAAUUCAAAACUUUCUGAACUCAUCAUGCAGAGCACUUUUAUUUCUCACUCGUCUCUCUAUCCAAAGUGACACCAGACAAUCUUCAGCCUUUAUCCACUCGUUUUUGAUUCCCCCUCAGAUCGAUGGAAAAGUUUCGGGAAAGCGCCACAAGUCCCGGACGCGGAUGCUGUCGUCCCGGUUAUCAUUUGUUCAUCUGAGGAGCGAAUGGGAGCCAGCAUGGCGACCAUCAACAGCGUGAAAAGUAACACAGACGCCAGCGUGUUCUUCUACAUCGUUACUCUUCGAGAUGCCGUGAAACCGACCAAGUUUGUGUCAUUUAUAUAAGUGGAUUUUCCUCUUGGUGUUCUUCUUAAUGCUGUUUUUUUCUUGCAGAUUUAUCUUUAUUUCCUCUCACUGGUUUCUUUGCAUCUUCGCAGGCAGUACAUCGAGAAGUCUAAACUCAAAGGUAUCAGGUAUAAGAUAGUGGAGUUUAACCCCAUGGUGCUAAAAGGAAAAGUGAAGCCGGAUUCCUCUAGACCGGACCUCUUACACCCGGUGAGUCCUGAUGUUCUUCCCUUUUUCUGUAUCAGUAUAUUUAUUUCACUUGCAGAGAUACAUGUGGAAAUAUUCUUGUGUUUGCAGCUCAACUUUGUGCGUUAUUACUUACCUCUACUCGACAUCAGCCACAAGAGGGUGAUAUACUUGGAUGAUGACGUCAUUGUGCAGGGUGAGUACAGGAUCAGGUUCACACUCUCUGUGGAGGAAGUGGAAACCUAAAAACUUCAAUUUUUCUUGUAUUUUUCAGCCAACAUCAGGGAUUUAUUUAAUAUCAAACUCAAGCCAGGCCACGCUGCUGCUUUCGCCUCCGACUGCGACCUUCCCUCCACACACGAGAUGGUGCGCAGCAUCGGCAUGCAGGUGGAUUUUUAUACCUGUUUAAUUUCUCUUACAGUCACAUUCAAAAUGCAUGUUUUACAAAGAAACAAAACCAGGAAGUAAAAAUUGUGUGUAGUUUGAGCAUAAUUUGCACAUCCACAAACUUUUUCUCAACUGCUGUUGUAGUGUUGACCUCCUUCACUUCCUCUAAAAUUCUGCUCAUUGUUGAAAUAUGGCGUCUUUUCCUCUGAGCUCUCCCUGUAGACGACGUACAUGGGCUUCCUGGACUACAGGAAAAAGGCAGUUAGAGAUCUGGGCAUCCAUCCCAGAGACUGCUCUUUCAACCCGGGAGUGUUUGUGGCGGAUAUCGAUGAAUGGAAGAAGCAGAAGAUCACCAAACAGCUGGAGAAAUGGAUGGAGGAGAAUUUCAGGUACGCUCCAUAAAGACCUUCAGCCUUCUGGUUUGGUAUGAGUAUCAGCCUGAUAAGAGAGUCUCCUCUUCUUCCUUAUUUUAACCAGGCAGAACAUCUACAGCAGCGCCAUGGCUGGAGGCGUCGCCACUCCGCCCAUGCUUAUAGUGUUUCAUGACAAAUUCACAACCGUAGACCCAAUGUGGCACGUCAGACACCUGGGUAAGACCAACCAGCUAUCCUAUUAUUACAGUUAGGAUAACCAUUAGAGGAAGUUCUGCAUCAGCUGAGACAAACUUUUGUCAAAAUGACUUCCCGUUCUGUGCAGGUUGGAGUCCAGACGCCCGCUAUUCAGAGAACUACCUGCAGGAGGCGCGGCUGCUGCACUGGAAUGGCCCAUUUAAACCGUGGAGUUACCCCGCAGUGCAUUUAGAUCUGUGGGAGAAAUGGUACGUCCCCGACCCCUCCGGAAAGUUCUCCUUGGAACGACCCGAGAGUGACAGCUGAGGUGUGGGAUGUACCACAUGUGGGCGACGGGGAGGGGAGAAG